AUGGAACGUGACCGUGCUAAUUGCCGUGGCAUGCACAGCGAGGGGUUGGCAGACUCGACCGGCUUUGUGGCCCUCGACCACACAAAUCAAUUAAUCGUAAUGUCAUUCCGGGGCACCACGUCCUUCUCCAACAUCCUCGCGGAUAUCAACUUGGUCAUGGUCCCCUGGGACAUCUGCCCUCUUUGCACAGCACACUCUGGCUUCCUCGACUCCUGGACGAGCGUAAAGCCCCAAAUCGAAGGGGUUCUCGCGAGCGCACGACAGAGCUUUCCUACGUAUGGGAUUGUAGCAACGGGACAUAGUCUCGGUGGCGGGAUCGCCACGCUGGCGGCCGCCGAUCUGAGGAAGAACUCUGGCUACGAUGUCUCUUUGUAUACUUACGGCUCGCCGAUGGUGGGCAACUAUCUCCUCGCGACGUUCAUCACCAACCAAUCGUCGAACAACUUCCGGGUUACACACGCACAGGACCUCAUCCCAAAAUUGCCUGGGUACCCAAUCUAUGCGCACGUUUCCCCGGAAUACUGGAUCACAUCGCCCACAGACGCGGUCGUCACGCCGAACGAUGUCCAAGUGAGUAGCGGGGUUAUUAAUCUAAAGGGCAAUCAGGGGCAGUUGGACAGCAGCAUCGACGACCACGGCUGGUACUUUAACGACAUUUCGGCGUGUUCGCCGGGGCUGGGGAGCGAGCUGGGGAGGUGA
Molecule: messenger RNA, 699 nt
Organism: Cladophialophora yegresii CBS 114405
Lineage: Eukaryota; Fungi; Ascomycota; Eurotiomycetes; Chaetothyriales; Herpotrichiellaceae
Exons: 2
Coding region: 1-699 (232 amino acids)
Biological process (GO): lipid metabolic process
Source: RefSeq, a predicted model, not a curated record